Messenger RNA from Anas platyrhynchos (mallard), 306 nucleotides. NCBI's taxonomy places the organism in Eukaryota, Metazoa, Chordata, Aves, Anseriformes, Anatidae. The record is from RefSeq and is a predicted model, not a curated record.
AUGUCCUGCUACGACCAGUGCCUGCCAUGCCGGCCCUGUGGCCCAACCCCGCUGGCCAGCAGCUGCAAUGAGCCCUGCGUUAGGCAGUGCCAGAACUCCACCGUCGUCAUUGAGCCCUCUCCCGUGGUGGUGACCCUGCCCGGCCCCAUCCUCAGCUCCUUCCCGCAGAACACCGUUGUGGGAUCCUCCACCUCUGCUGCCGUUGGCAGCAUCCUCAGCUGUGACGGAGUCCCCAUCACCUCCGGGUGCUGUGACCUCUCCUGCAUUACCAGCCGCUACUGUGGCAGAAGGUGCCUGCCCUGCUAA